AUGUUGUCUUCCCUGUGGGGACACCCCCUGAUGAAGGAGCUCAUUCUAGAACGGGACCCGCGCACUGCCGGCUGGCCCAUGGUCGGGAACAAGCAGUUUCUGGUCUUCCUGUUUGCCGCGUAUAUAUACGUGGUGAAAAUCGGAGGGCCGCGCUUCAUGAAGAACCGCAAGCCGUACGAGGGCAUAAAGCCGCUAAUCAUUGCCUACAACGCCAGCAUGGUUCUGCUCAACUGCUACUUUACGGUGGCCUUCCUCAAGAGGUCGUACCUGGGCGGCGGCUACAGCCUCCUCUGCCAGGGCGUUGACUACGAGGUUCGCGACGAGGUCACGAUGGGCUUGCUGAACCUGUGCUGGUGGUACCUGCUCGUCAGGAUGGCCGACUUCCUGGAUACCGUGUUUUUCAUGCUGCGCAAGAAGGACUCGCACGCCUCUUUCCUGCACAUGGCGCACCACAUCCUCAUCGUGUUCAACGGCAGCUACGGCCUCGCCUAUGGUUCUGACGGCCAGAUCACCCUCGGAGUCAUCCUGAACAGCUUUGUGCACGUGGUGAUGUACUCCUACUAUCUACUGUCGCUGCUGGGACCGGCCGUGCGCAAGCAUCUCUGGUGGAAGCGGUACCUGACUCAGCUCCAGCUGGUGCAGUUCAUCAUCGUGUUCACGCACAACCUGCUGCCGCUGUUCAUCAGCUGCGGAUAUCCGCGACCGCACACCUACAUCAUGGUCUGUGAGGCCAUUUUCUUCUUCACCAUGUUCAUCCGCUUCUACUUCCAGGCCUACAAGAAAAAGAAAGCAAGCGAAUUCGCAAACAACAUGCGCGCAGCAGUACAAAGUAGCUUUUCAAGUGCUGCCCCAUUUCUCGCCUAAGUAUAUGAGGGGGCGGCAAACAUGGUAGAAGAAUUGGGAAGUGGUUACCUUCCAAGUUAUCCAUUGUAAGCAACAGACAACGUUGAGCAAAGGAGACAUGACCUAAAGUCACAUGAUCAACAAAAUGAGCCAUCAGUAAGAGUAAUUAUUUUUCUUAUCAUCCUUACCGAAGCCCCGCUGGUACAAUGUGAAACGCUACAGGCACUUCAUGGUGUUGCUGAUCGCGAUGCCUCGAGAACCGGCGUGUGGUUAAAAGGUGACGCACAACCACAUUGGUGACACUGAUAAAUUGCCAGGUUCUCUUAACUGUACAAACGAUUGAGUGAUUGGCCUGCCCGAUAUAUAUUUUGCCCCAAGUUCAAUGAGCAUCGUGCGCAGCCACCAAGCCACAGUCAGUGCACCUAUUGAAAGGCUGCAACAUCAAUAUUGUUUCUUGUGUAUGUAAUA
Molecule: messenger RNA, 1311 nt
Organism: Dermacentor andersoni
Lineage: Eukaryota; Metazoa; Arthropoda; Arachnida; Ixodida; Ixodidae
Product: very long chain fatty acid elongase AAEL008004-like
Biological process (GO): fatty acid elongation, monounsaturated fatty acid; fatty acid elongation, polyunsaturated fatty acid; very long-chain fatty acid biosynthetic process
Cellular component (GO): endoplasmic reticulum membrane
Molecular function (GO): fatty acid elongase activity
Source: RefSeq, a predicted model, not a curated record